Mercurialis annua (annual mercury) is the source of this 1675-nucleotide messenger RNA. RefSeq names its product ACT domain-containing protein ACR4-like. The record is from RefSeq and is a predicted model, not a curated record. The transcript is spliced from 7 exons. Bases 158 to 1510 code for a protein of 450 amino acids. Lineage: Eukaryota; Viridiplantae; Streptophyta; Magnoliopsida; Malpighiales; Euphorbiaceae.
UUUAGGUCCCUCCAAAAACUCUUCAUCCAGCUCAAGAGCCACCAUAACAAAAUAAAACACUAUCACCCUCACCAUUACUCUCUCUUAGCAACUCUCUAAUAAAACCUCAAAUUUUCCCUCUUAGCUCUCUUUAAUUUAUCAAAAUUCUCUUGAAGAAAUGGAUUAUUGGUCUCCUUCUGUUGCCAUGGAUGAUGAGUUUGAAAAGCUUGUAAUUCGGAUGAACCCUCCUAGGGUUACCAUUGACAACUCUACCAGCAGAAAAGCUACUUUGAUUAAGGUUGAUAGUGCAAACAAGAGAGGUAGCUUGUUAGAGGUUGUUCAGGUUUUGACUGAUUUGGAUCUUAUAAUUCGUCGAGCUUACAUUUCUUCUGAUGGAGAAUGGUUCAUGGAUGUGUUUCAUGUCACUGAUCAAUUUGGGAAUAAGCUAUCUGAGGAUGAUGUGGCUGAACGAAUUCAACAGUCACUGGGACCAAGAGCACGCAGCUUUCGGUCCUUGAGACGGUCUGUAGGUGUCCAACCAGCCGCAGAGAACACAACUAUUGAAUUGACUGGAAGAGACCGGCCCGGCUUGCUUUCAGAAGUCUUUGCAGUUCUAACUGACAUGAAAUGUAACGUGGUGGCUGCAGAAGUCUGGACCCACAAUUCACGGAUGGCGUCUGUAGUUUACAUUACUGAUGAAGUUACUGGUUCACCUAUCGAUGAUCCUGAUAGGCUAACUAAGAUCAAACAACUUCUCCUAUAUGUUCUGAAGGGGGAUAGAGAUAAAAGAAGUGCUAAUACUGCUGUGUCGGUGGGUUCCACGCAUAAGGAAAGAAGGUUGCACCAGAUGAUGUAUGCUGAUCGUGACUACGAUAUGGAUGACGGAAAAGGUGGGUCAUUAAGUGAACGGAGUAAACCUCUUGUAACUGUAGAAAGUUGUGCUGAUAAAGGAUAUACUGUUGUGAACUUGAGGUGCCCUGACCGCCCUAAGUUGCUUUUCGAUACUGUGUGCACAUUAACCGACAUGCAAUAUGUUGUAUAUCAUGCAACGAUUAUAGCUGAAGAGCCAGAAGCUUAUCAGGAAUACUAUAUCAGGCAUAUGGACGGGUCUCCUAUUAGUUCUGAAGCGGAGAGGCAAAGGGUAAUCAAUUGCUUGGAAGCAGCUAUUAGACGGAGAAUUCCCGAGGGCGUAAGACUAGAACUUUGCAGCGAAGACAGGGUAGGCCUAUUGUCGGAAGUAACUCGCAUUUUUAGGGAAAAUGGUCUCUCGGUCACACGUGCUGAGGUGACAACCAGAGGAUCACAGGCUGUGAAUGCUUUCUACGUAGUCGAUGCAUCAGGAAAUCCGGUAAAGAGCGAAACAAUUGAAGCAGUGAGGAAAGAGAUCGGCAUGACCAUACUCCGAGUGAAGGAUGAAGCUAACACAAUCCCAGCACCGGAGGAACGCGGGAGAUUCUCGUUGGGCAAUAUCUUCCGUUCUCGAUCUGAGAAGUUCUUGUAUAACUUGGGUUUAAUAAAGUCAUAUUCUUGAACAUCUCGAUUAGCUAAAUUAGGGUCUGGUCAGUGUCUGUAAAUGUUGGUGUAGCUUAGGUUUAGGUCAAUCGUUGUUGAUCUUUGGUUCAUUCCUGAGACUUGCAGCAAAUCUCAACUUGUAAAUUUUCUUGUGAAUAUAUUUUCAGCUUCAUGGGGUCUCAAA